This is a messenger RNA of Siniperca chuatsi (mandarin fish), 3428 nucleotides long. RefSeq names its product kelch-like ECH-associated protein 1a (gene keap1a). Gene Ontology annotation, molecular function: protein binding. The coding region runs from base 1023 to 2828 and encodes 601 amino acids. The record is from RefSeq and is a predicted model, not a curated record. Lineage: Eukaryota; Metazoa; Chordata; Actinopteri; Centrarchiformes; Sinipercidae. The transcript is spliced from 12 exons.
CAGUUUGAGGAAUGCCGCUCCUGACUUGUUGCCAUGUAGGUCUCUGUACAUGCGUAUUGCCACAGUGUUUGCAGUGUACUCGAGAGUUGCAGAGUCAUGUUGGUGCAGAAAUUCCUCCCCACCACAGCCUUUGGACGCCUGCCCGCGGCGACGCAGAUCAGCAGCGACACUCACAGCUCCGCACAUUCAGCCUUUUAACGUGAAGAAUGAGACAGAUCUGCUGGUUUCCUGACAGGACGGAAAGCUUCAGCCAGCGACUGCGAUGACCUUCUGCGGUUGGACAAGUUGUGCGUAAAAGUGACUUCUGUGAUACAGUGUUCUCAUGUGAUAUGGAGUUUAACAGCUUUCGGAAAAGGAUAACAACAGACAGGGUAAAGGAAUCCCUGCCGGGAUACAUCUGAUUGUGCAGUUACACACAUUCCCCACACCACUUCCCCUUCUCCUGUGGAACACUAAAUUGCAGAUGACUCUCUGAAAUGUCAGAAUGGAUUACUUUCAAAACCCUGAAAACUGUAAAAUCUGGACCAACAGCAAUUUAAUGAUCAUCAUUUGACUCGUGAUUUGGGAACUGUCUGACCUCAUUCAAAGAUUGUCAAUCAUGUUGGAGCAUGGAUCUGUGGAUGAGGGACCAGUCUACAAGUUUGUUUACCCACCAUGUUUUUGCAGCAAAACAUAUGAAGUGAACGUAUUUCAUGUAUCAACUGACUUUUGCUCUGCCUGCUGGUUGUGGCUGGGAUCACCAAUGGAUAGUACUGUUAUACUGUUCACAUCCCUAAUUUCUUGGGAAAUGUCUACUUGCUGAAUACAUUUUUGUGUUAAGUUUGAGGCAAAAUGGAGGAACUAAGGACGUCUGCUCACUGGAGCCUUAACAUUGAUGAAUUAAAGACCAAAGGAAUUUCUUCUGUUGAACAUCUGACCCCAAUGGGAUAAGAACUAAAAACUUUGAACUGUAGUUGACUGUAAGACUUAUAAAGUAAUUACUCAAAAAAAAAUCUGGAGUACUCCUCUUCCUCUCUUCCAGAAUGCAUUGCCCUUUGAGGAAGAAACGGCCCACACGUGACUCUGAUUUCUUGGCUAUCGCGGUUCCCUCGAUGCAUGGGUCCGGGUAUCUUGACUACACGGUGGAGACCCACGCUUCCAGAUCCCUCAAGGUCAUGGAGGAAUUCAGACGGCAGGAGAUGUUGUGUGACCUGGUGCUACAUGUCACAUACAAGGACAGGACAGUGGACUUCAAGGUCCACAAGGUGGUGCUGGCCUCCUGUAGCCCCUACUUCAGAGCCAUGUUCACCAGCAGCUUCAAAGAGUGUCGCGCCUCGGAGGUCACCCUGCGUGAUGUCUGCCCCCAGGUGGUGGGAAGACUUAUUGACUUUGCCUACACCUCCCACAUCACAGUGGGAGAGAAGUGUGUGUUGCACGUUCUUUUGGCUGCUAUGAGGUAUCAGAUGGAGGACGUGGCCAAGGCAUGCUGCGAUUUCCUCACUAAGCACCUGGAGCCUGCUAAUGUCAUCGGCAUCGCCCGCUUUGCUGAGGAGAUCAGCUGCACAGAGCUGCACCAGCGAAGUCGAGAAUAUAUCAAUACGCACUUCAGUGAGGUGACUAAAGAAGAUGAGUUCUUCAGCCUCUCUCACUGCCAGCUGCUGGAGCUCAUCAGUCAGGACAGUCUCAAGGUGCUCUGUGAGUCUGAGGUGUAUAAGGCCUGUACAGACUGGGUCCGCUGGGAUAUGGAGGGUAGAGCCCAGUACCUACAUGCCCUCCUGAAUGCGGUUCAUAUUUACGCCCUGCCUCCCAAGUUCCUAAAGAACCAGCUCCUGUCCUGCCCCAUCCUCAGCAAGGCCAAUUCCUGUAAGGACUUCCUCUCUAAAAUCUUCCAGGAUAUGACACUGAGAAAGCUGCCUCCUGCACCUAACCGUGGAACUCAACUCAUCUAUGUGGCUGGCGGAUACCAGCAGCAUUCACUGGCCUUCAUGGAGGCGUAUGAUCCCAGGACCAAUGUCUGGCUAAAACUGUCUGACAUGGGGUCUCCAUGCAGUGGUCUGGGAGCCUGUACGCUGUUUGGACUGCUCUACACUGUUGGAGGCAGGAACCUGUCGCUUCAAACCAACACAGAGUCUAGCGCCUUGUGCUGCUACAACCCAAUGACCAACCAGUGGAGCCAGCGAGCAUCCCUCAACAUCCCCAGGAACAGGGUCGGGGUGGGUGUGGUAGACGGAUGCAUCUAUGCUGUUGGAGGUUCCCAGGGCUCCACACAUCACAACACGGUGGAGAGGUGGGAUCCAGAGUCUAAUCGCUGGUCCUUUGUUUGCCCGAUGUCGGUGGCUCGUCUGGGUGCUGGAGUGGCAGCAUGUGGGGAGGCUCUGUAUGUGGCAGGGGGAUAUGAUGGGCAAAACCGCUGGAACACUGCUGAGAAAUACCAGCCUGACACUAACACCUGGCAGCAGCUGGCACCCAUGAACACUAUACGAAGUGGACUGGGAUUGGUGUGCGUGAACUCUUACUUGUACGCAAUAGGAGGGUAUGAUGGGCGGAGCCAGCUGUGUUCUGUGGAGCGCUACAAUAUAGCCAGGAACCUGUGGGAGCCCAGAGCCCCCAUGCAGUACUGUCGCAGUGCACACGGAGUCACAGUCCACCAGGGAUGCAUCUUUGUCCUCGGAGGUUUUAACCAGCACGGCUUCCUGUCAAGCAUAGAAUGUUAUUCUCCAGAAAGAAAUGAAUGGACGUGCGUCACCGACAUGCCUGUUGGACGCAGUGGCAUGGGCGUCGCUGUUACCAUGGAGCCCUGUCCCGGCAGUCUGCCAGAUCAAGAGGAGGAUGAGGAUGGAACCACAUAGGAUGAGGAUGAAAUCUGUUGAAGUCUCAAGUGUUGAACACGGUUGUAAGUGGUGCUGCUUUUCAAGAGAGGGUUAAGUGCAUUAAAUAACAAACAUUCCAGAAUGAAAACUCCUCAUAUAUGCCUCUAUCUCAUGGAUCUCAUUUGUAUCGCACCGUGGAGUACUGCAGGUACAGUUUGCAUGAACACGUUGAAGAGGAAGAAUUAUAUCUUAUAGGGGAACAGGUGAUACAGAAACACUUAUAGCAUGACAGUGAUCUCCACAAUGAACAAGGUGCUACAGAAGUAAUCUCAAAUAAUGGAACUAUUUAAUUAAAUAAUGUUAUUCCACAGCUGUUUUUAAUCUCUGUGUUCAAAUUUAUUUGUAAAGCGAACUAUGAAAGUAGCCUUCUGUGUACUAAUUUCUAAUUCUUCUUUGUGUUGUGUAUCUCUACCUCUGACUGUGUCUCUGUCCAAAUGAGCACUUUUCUUAUGUGUUGUCUUUAUUUUGUGCCAAUAUAGUUUUACCCAAAACUGCCUCUUUUUUUAUUGAUUUUGUUUGUGCCUUCACUAUAUUUUAUGUUGUGUUUCUGAAAAUAAAGAAUAAAGUUAAUCAAAUGUG